AGAUAAUUAAUCAUCAAUAUAUAUUUUUAGAUUUUGACCCAUAAAAGUUCGAUCAUGGCUAGACCUAGAUCCACGGUCAAGAUUCCGGCGAAUCACCGAAUCUUUCUAUCAAAUAGUCCGGUGGAAGAAUCAGAUUCCGACACCUCUCCCAUGAAUUUGUCCGACACGGUAUUCGAAUUCCUAGACGAUUGUUCUCCGUCCGGCAGCAGCGACGGCGGCGGCGGCGGCGGAGAAGGAGGAAGCAAUUCCUUCCCCUGUUUGGAUGACGAUGAUGAUGAUCAUGAACCCAUUUCAGAUGAUAAAACAUUCUGGGAAAACCAACAUCAACUUCUUAAAGCAACUUUAUAUAGAACGAGUUCAUUAGAAACAAAGAUUCGGAAAGAGACUAAAGAGGUUAUGGAGGAUUUGAAAAUUAAGGGAAAUUUUUGUUCAUGUGGAAAACCGGUCGCCGGAGGAAGUUGUCGGGAUUGUUUAAUGAGGGAGGUUUGUACACGUUUGAGAAAUUCCGGAUUCAAUUGUGCAAUUUCAAAAUCUAAAUGGAGAAAUUCUGCAGAUCUUCCAUCAGGUGAACACAAGUUUUUGGAUGUAAUCGAUAACUCGGAUUUAAAGAAGGGGGAGAUAAGAGUGGUAAUCGAAUUGAACUUUCGAGGUGAAUUCGAGAUGAGUAGAAUGGGUGAAGAAUAUCAACGUUUGACGAGUAAACUACCUGAGGUUUUCGUUGGAAAGGUUCAAAGAUUGGAGAGUUUAAUCAAGAUUAUAUGUUUUGCGGGUAAAAAGUGCAUGAAAGAGAAGAAAAUGCAUAUUGGUCCGUGGAGGAAACAAAAGUAUAUGCAAGCCAAAUGGCUCGGGCCUUGCCAGAGGACUGAGCCAACUCCUCCUGUGGCUCAGACCGGGUGGUGGGCGAGUCGGGAGGUGGGUCGAAGGCCCGUGACAUCCAUGUUGACCGUAGACUUUCUUGAUAUUGCCCCGAAAUUGCAAUGUCAAAUGGUGUUUGUUUGAAUCUAUCAAUGAUGGUUCAUAUGACCAAUUAUGCUCUUAAUG
Molecule: messenger RNA, 1041 nt
Organism: Impatiens glandulifera
Lineage: Eukaryota; Viridiplantae; Streptophyta; Magnoliopsida; Ericales; Balsaminaceae
Exons: 3
Coding region: 55-999 (314 amino acids)
Source: RefSeq, a predicted model, not a curated record